AUGUCCAGUUAUACACCAUCAUCGGGUAGGAGACGUGCUAUCUCCAAAAAUGUAGCAGAAGAAAAAGUUUUUGAUAAAAUAACAAAAGAUGCAGAAGAAAGAAUGGUUAAGAAACGUCUGGCUCGGGAGGAAGCAAGGCAAAUACGAAUGGAACAACUGGAAAAACAGAUACGUGCAGGUGAUAAUAAUUAUACAGAUGAAACGAGGAGAGGAUCUGUUACCUCUAAUAAGAAUGCUUCUAUGGAAUACAGUGAUGAGAAUGAAGAAAUUGAAAAUUUAAAGGAUAAGGUUCUUGAAUUAGAAGAUAAAUUUCAACGUGCAAUGUAUAUGUAUUCCCAAUUGGAUAACGAAAAAUCAGCCUUAUUAUAUGAAAUAGAUUUAUUAAAAGAUGAGAUGGAAGAAAAAGAUAUUAUCGUUCAUCAGGCAAUGCAUGAGUGUCGUGAAUUAACGAGUGAAGUUAAAACCUUAAAAAGGACCAUAGAAGGAUUACUGGCAACACAGCAGGCUUUAAAAAAUGACAUCGAAAUUAGAGAUAAUAUUAUUAAUGAAAAUGGUUUAGUAUUGGUAGAACAGGAGGGCAAUGAUGAAAUGUCAGAAGUUUCUGGAACCAGUUCACACGAGUCUUCAUUACAAUUACCAAUAACUAAGCCAUUAGUAUUCUCUCAAAAGACAUUAGGAUUAGUUGAGAAAAGUGUUCCCGGUAGUAGUAGCAUUGAUGAGAAGGUUAAAAAAUUAAUUGAUAUGAAUAAAAAAAUGCGUCAACAACUGGAGGAGGCUGAACAAACAUUGUACUCCUCUAGAAGAGCCCGCCAAUCCGAGCAGAUAUCUUCAUCCACCAUUGGACCAUCUAAUGAUGAUGGAGCAAGAGAAAAUUGCAAACAAAUUGGUGAACUAAGAUUUAAAUUGCAAGAAGUUGAACGUGAAAACACAAAUCUUCAGGGUAGUGUUAUGAGGUUAGAAAGUCAAAUGAAAAGAUACAAGGGAAAUGCUGAGCAAUUAGAAGUAGAAGUAGCUGAAAUCAAAUCUCAAAAUAGGCAACUUAAAAAAGAGUUGCGUGACAAGGAGAAUGCUUUAGAUGAGGCCAAGGAAACGAGUAAACAUCUUCAAUCUCGUUUAGACAAACUCCGGAACAACAGAAGAGGAUUAUAA
Messenger RNA from Strongyloides ratti, 1149 nucleotides. RefSeq names its product Leucine-rich repeat flightless-interacting protein family-containing protein. Gene Ontology annotation, biological process: regulation of DNA-templated transcription. The transcript has 8 exons. NCBI's taxonomy places the organism in Eukaryota, Metazoa, Nematoda, Chromadorea, Rhabditida, Strongyloididae. Bases 1 to 1149 code for a protein of 382 amino acids. The record is from RefSeq and is a predicted model, not a curated record.